AGUCAUUUUUGAAGUUAGUCUCUUAUGUCACAGGUUAAGAUCAGCUGUUUGUCGACUGUGUUUGUGAAGUGCAUGGGAAAAGGGCGUCUGGUAUUUGGUUUGGUAAUGACACGCAGAAGGACCCAUAACCCGGCGUGAUGUCCAAAUUCGACGAGCUGUUGAUCCUCCUCGGGACGGGAAAGUGGAAUAUGGUGGUGUUCUUCGCUGCGGGAUACUGGAUGACCCUGGUCCCCUGCCACAGUGUGGGCGGCGCUUUCCUGACGCCCGAAGUGCAUCACACCUGCCGUCUGCCUCCAGAAGAAACGAACGUAUCGGAGGCGUCACAGUGCAAAUAUAACGUGACGACCUCUCUGGGGAUUUACGAGGAACGACCCUGUACGCGAUGGGAUUUUGACAACACGACCUACACCAACACCCUUACAUCAGAGUUCCAGCUGGUGUGCGAGUACAGAUUCCUCCGACCUGCCUUCAAAAGUCUCUACUUCUUCGGUGCCUUCUUCGGGGCCCCUCUGAAUGGAUGGCUGUCCGAUAGAUACGGGAGGAAGACGAUGCUCGUGAUAGGGACAAUCACCUAUACGAUUUUGACCAACGCUCUCUCCUGGCUGCCUAAUGUCUCUGCCAUACUCCUGGCCCGUUUCUGUAUGGGACUCAUGCACCCGACCUCCAUACAUUCCAUUUUCAGUCUGGCCAUGGAAAUCUGCGUCCCUCGCUAUCGGUCCGUCGUUGGCAUCCUAGUGUUCCUACCCUGGGCUUUAUCUAUCAUUGCCUUGGGGGGAGUAGGCUACCUGCUAAGAGACUGGAGAUGGUUCAUGUUCACAGUCAGUCUGCCGAGUGUGCUCUCCUUGCCCUCGCUGUGGUUUAUCGACGAAUCACCUCGUUGGCUGAUCGUGCAAGGUCGCCACCAGGAGGCUCUGCGCGUCCUCCGAAGGGCCGCGAAAUGGAAUAAGGUCAAAUUACCAAGAGAUGAGGAACUGCUAAAGGUCAUGAAGGAUAUACAAAAGGAGCAAGGAGAUGAACGGCAUCAGGGUCGAGCAAAUUCAUCGACAUUUGCAGAUCUCCUCAGAGGUGUUGCCAAUGAACUUAUUAUUCUUUUCAGAACCCGCAGAAUACGGACCUUAACCCUAUACUUGUACGUGAAUCACGUGGUAGCGGGUCUAGUCUACUACGGCCUCUCCCUCGGUGGCGACAAGUUCGGCGUCGACCCCUUCGUGUACAUGUCCCUGAGCGGGGUCAUGGAGCUCCCCGGCGGCACGCUCACUAUCCCCAUGGUGGACAAGAUGGGCAGGAGGCCGUCUAAUGUCAUCUGCUUCUUCGUUACGGCCGCUGUCCUUCUAGUUCUUGGGGUCAUUCCGGCAGGUAUUGACUGGCUGGUGACAACAAUGGCUUUACUUGGGAAGCUCACCAUCGCUGCAGCCUACCAGAUCCUCUCCCUCCAAGCCACGGAACUUUUCCCGACCGAAGUCAGAGUCCGCGGAUUGGGAACUUGUUCGAUGAUGUCCAAGGUCGGGUCGAUUUCGGCGCCGUUUCUGGUGGAGGCUUUGGGCACCAUCGGGUCUUGGGCGCCUCUCGUGCUCUUUGGUGCAGCCGGUUUCGUGGCGGGCGUGGUGACCCUGAGGCUUCAGGAGACUCGCGGGGUGCUCAUGCAGGACACCGUAGCUGGUUUAGAAGCAGCUCAUAAAACAGUCAAGGAAAAAUCCGCGCCUUUAGCCCAGCAAGAACAAUACCU
Messenger RNA from Penaeus monodon (black tiger shrimp), 1726 nucleotides. RefSeq names its product organic cation transporter protein-like. Gene Ontology annotation, biological process: transmembrane transport. Gene Ontology annotation, cellular component: membrane. Lineage: Eukaryota; Metazoa; Arthropoda; Malacostraca; Decapoda; Penaeidae. The record is from RefSeq and is a predicted model, not a curated record. Gene Ontology annotation, molecular function: transmembrane transporter activity.